AUGUCUCCUGCUGCCGCAGCAUCCAGUAGCGAGGGAUCAAACAGGGGAGAGAGCAUCGGCAUAACCCUAGGGGACAUGGCUGAGCGAUACGGCUGCCCAGCCUCGCAUAAAUUCCGUCAAAGAAUAGGCGUCUGCGAGGGGAUGAGCCAUCCUCGCACCGAUGGCGACCGACCCACAUACGAUGGCACGCAGGCUGUCGAGGACCUUCCGUUAUGUAGAGCUAGCGGUGUAGUUGGAACCAGCUCGGGGAUUGGUAGAUCCGUCACGUCCCAGCACCCACCCCUCUGGUCGCCAGUCCCUCCUGGUAUGAAAGAAGAAACCGAUCUGGGGGACGUGGCCGUUGUGUAUCCUACGCCCGGACCCUUCUCGGUCCCAUAG
Messenger RNA from Pleurotus ostreatus (oyster mushroom), 378 nucleotides. RefSeq lists its product as uncharacterized. The transcript has a single exon. The record is from RefSeq and is a predicted model, not a curated record. NCBI's taxonomy places the organism in Eukaryota, Fungi, Basidiomycota, Agaricomycetes, Agaricales, Pleurotaceae. The coding region runs from base 1 to 378 and encodes 125 amino acids.